This is a messenger RNA of Manacus vitellinus (golden-collared manakin), 2377 nucleotides long. It is a transcript of the gene WIPF3, whose product is annotated as WAS/WASL interacting protein family member 3. Gene Ontology annotation, molecular function: actin binding. The record is from RefSeq and is a predicted model, not a curated record. NCBI's taxonomy places the organism in Eukaryota, Metazoa, Chordata, Aves, Passeriformes, Pipridae.
GGCUGGAAUGUGCAGGCGGUGCAGACGCUGCUGCCACCCACGGCUCGUACGGGACAUUGCCCGGAGCGCAGUGGAAAGAUUGAGUCUGCUUUGCCAUCAGGUACCGGCUUCCAUGUGCAAGAUAACAUAUGAGAGGCUCAGUGUGGGACUUAUAAAGCAGAUUGUGACAUAGACUUUGGCUAUAUUUUUCAUAGUUGUGUGAAGCUAGAAAUCUGAACGGAUGCCUGUGCCGCCACCACCACCUCCUCCUCCACCACCUCUGCCACCCUCUGGAGGGCCCCCUCCACCACCACCUUCUGGAGGGCCCCCUCCACCACCACCUUCUGGAGGGCCCCCUCCACCACCACCACUGGCUAGUUCAGAAGUACCGAAAUUGCGGAAGGAAGAUCAGAAAGCACGAAACGCACUCUUGGCUGAUAUCCAGCAGGGAACUCGCUUAAGAAAAGUGACUCAAAUCAACGAUCGCAGUGCACCACAGAUUGAAAAACCCAAAGGAGCUAACAGAGAUGGAGUUAAUCCAGUUGUCAAUAAAGGUGGCUCUCAGCAGCCUCUGGGAGGUUUAUUUGCUGGUGGCUUUCCUGUUCUCAGACCAGCAGGCCAGAGGGACAUGACAGCAGGGAGGCCUGGGCAGGUUUCCGGAGUCCGAGCAGCGGCCCCCAAACACUCCGCCCCAGCGAACAGCGGCGCUGCCAAGCCGAGCAGUAACCCCUCGCACCCAGCCGAAGGUCCAAGGGCAGCUGUGCCACCAGAGCCUCCCAGCACCUCCGGAGCGGAGCGGAGCCGGCCCCGGGCGCCAGCCUGCCCGCCCCCCCCUCCACCGCCUCCCGCUUCCAGCAAACCUACCCUCACUUUCCCUCCUCCUCCCCCUCUCCCUCCUCCGGCCGAUCGCCCUCCAAGGGGGUGACGCCCGGGCGCGACCCCUCUCGCCCCCGCUCCCUCCUCCGCUGACAAACCCGCCAAGUCUCCAGCAGGCGCUUCACACCCGCCCCAACCGCCCCCUCCUCUCCCCCCCUGCGGGCUGCCGGCCAGGGACUGCCGAUGUUCCCCUGCGGCUUACCCCCCUCCAGCCGAAGGGAGGGACUGUCCCCCUCCCACGCCGCCUCCCCCCCCUCCGCCGCCGCCCCACGCCACGCCACGGUCCGCGAACAGGCUCUCCUUUCCCCCCUCCCCAGCCUUUAGCGGUGCUGACGUGCCCCCUCCGCUGCCCCCCAAGUCUCCCCACUUGCUGUCACAGUUCCAUAAGCCAAGCAACAUCCAGUCGCUGCCGCUCCCACCCACCCCCGGCCACCCUCAGCCCGCAGCCGGGACAGAGACCAGGAAAAAGAGACCCGGCCGAGGCGCAGGAACCGGUGCUGGGAAGCUGGUCACACCUCCACAACCACCAGCAAGAUCUCCAACAACUGAACUUACAAGCAAGUCUGGAGUCUCAGCCUGGGCUACAGCUCAUGACCCCUACCCACCACUCAAAAAUGGAAAUAUGCACAUCAUUGAUGACUUUGAAUCUAAAUUUACUUUCCAUUCUGUGGAAGAUUUUCCCCCACCUGAUGAAUUCAAGCCAUUUCAGAAAAUAUAUCCCAGCAAGAUAGCUAGAGAUCCUUCUAAAAAUCCUCCAUUAAGAACACAUGUGAGAUGAGAAGAGUCUGCUGAUGCUCUCUGGAAGAGUAUUAAAAAAGAACAUCAAGAUAAUAUAUAAAACAGAAGGGGUCCCCAUUGCAGUGAUAGUGAUUGUAUUUGAGUCACAAGUACUGCAGUGUAAACAUUUCUAUGAACUGGAAAAAUGGUGUAAAUGAUACCUUUUUAGCUGGCCUACAUACUACAGGAACGUUAGUACAGGCUUUUAAAUUAUUGUAAAUAGGUGGAUAUUUUUUAAGCAAAGCAGCAUAAAAUUUAAGUUAUUUGUCGUGUUGAAACAAUUCUCAUUCUUAUAAUGCUGACAAUGUUAUCUCAGAAUGUUUUGCAUUACAUGCCUCUAUUUCUUUUUUCCCCUUUCAUCACAAUUUUUAAGUAUUUUGGAAAUUCUCCAGUUAUUAUUCAGACAUUUUUUCAAUGAACUGUCAAACUACUGUACUACCUUUAGUCUCUUUUUAUGUUCCUUCGCUUCUAUUCUGCCUAUCCUCAGAUUGCAGCAGGAUGUCACUUUCAUGAAGGGACAGGUCCACAAUCCUUCUCUCAUCAAGCAUGAAGAGGAGAUGACAAGGAGCUGUGGCUGCUGUUGAACCUGUCUCCUACUGAUUACAGAUCCUUAUAGGAUAGUGUCUGAAGAAGACCAGCCUGGGUAGGGUGGUCAUGGAUUUGACAAAGAUGACAGAACUUCUCCAGAGUAGAGGAAAAGAAAGUUGCUAUAUUGUAAGCAAAAAAAAAAAAAAAAAAAAAAAAG